GCUUGCGUGUAUUACAGCGCGAGACUUCACAUUCACAAGAACUGAGAUCGAAGUGGUAACAAAUAAGUACACACAUUAUUUGUUUGUUUUCUUCUUCUAAACGAAGUCGAUUUGUUGAAGAGGAAAAAGAAACCAGCAAGUAAUAGCGUAUCGCCCUAAUGGACCUCGCGGGCAGUCGACGCGGCGUCGCCGACCGCGGCGAGCGGCAGGGCAUGAAGCUGCACGCCGUUAUCAUCGGUGAACCUUUGCUGCCCAUGCGCAUGCAUGGCGGCCAUCUCGUGGCCGUUGGCCCGCUGAGCCCGCUGAGCCCGUCACCGCGGCUCCCGGCGGCGCUGCUGCCCGUGUGCAACACCUCCGUCAUCGACUACGUGCUGGAGAAUUUGGUGGUGAACGGGGUAGAGGAGGCGACGGUGUUGCUCAACGCGUCGUCCGCAGUAGCGACCAUAGCACAUCUAUCGACGUGCCGGACGGCGCGCGGCAAGCCGUGGACGCAGAGCGACUCGAUUCGGGUGAACGUGGUGGAGUGCGCGCGCCGCAUCGCUAGCCUGGCCGACGCCGCGCAGGAAAUGCGCGAGCGCAACGUGGUGGAGCAGCAGGGUUCCUUCCUCUUCGUCCCGAUCGACAGCAUCGCCUCCUUCGCGAACCUGCGGGUGUGCUUUCAGACGCACCUCGAACGCGUUCGCAAGGUGGGCAAGUACGCCGCGACGCUGCUGUGCGUGUCCUCCCGCGCCUCGCUCGUCGCGGCGCAGCAUAACUCUCUCGUGAAUCACCUUGGCGAGGCGGAGGAGGCGGCGGCGCAGCAGAUCAUAUCCCCGACAAACCUGCGGCACGGGCUGCUUAGCAUCCAGCAAACGUCCGACAUGCUCCGCCUGCGCAGCUACGCGGCUCCGUACGCGCCGAAGGAGCACCACACCAUGUUCGUCGUGAACAAGGCGACGCAGGUGGUGACGUACAUGGCGCGGUUCGAGAACGGCGAGGACGCGCCGGAGCCGCCGACGGUGGUCUUUAACGGCUCUGCACAGCAGUCGGUGCGCAUGGACUUGACACCGACAGGGUUUCUCUUCUGCUGCAGCGAGGCCUUGUCGCUGAUUGAGUUCCACAUUCGCGACCUCUACAGCUUCCUCAAUCUCUCUCUUCUCGGCCAGGCGGAGAUCUUCGGCAACGUCUUCGGCAUCAUCGAGCUCCCGUCCACGACGGCCGUGGUGGAGUCGAUGAACGGCGUCGAGGCGUACAUCCAGGCCAACUUAGACGUGUGCGCCCGUCGCCUCUUUCCCAUGACGCGCGAGAGCUGCUUUGCCGAGGCGGUCGCCAAGUACGCCGUCGCCUCCCUCUGCGAGACCGUCUACCUACACACCACGGCGAAGUGCGCCAGCAGCAACGUGGGACCCAACGUCGUCGUCGGCGAGCAGGUGAACGUGCCGGCGACGGUGGAGCUGGUGGGCACGGUGCUGGGCGCCGGUGUCGAGCUAGGCGAGGGGGCUAUCCUCCGCAGCAGUGUAAUUAUGGACGGCGUCCGCAUUGGCGCGGGGUGCUCCCUGGAGGGCUGCCUCGUCGGCCCGCACGCGAUCAUCCGCGAUGGGGCGGAGCUCUCCUACGCCGUGAUCGGCGAGCGCUGCAUUAUCGACGGCGUGACGUCGGGCGGCGCCUCGCUGGUGUUGUCACACGUGGCCAUCGAGUGCGAUGUGGCGGAGGCGAUGAAGGAGGAUGCCGAGCAUGAAAGCGUCGCCCGCAAUGGCGGCGCAUCCUCCGCCGCUCCUUCCUCCUCUGCGGGUGCUGCUUCUUCGUCGUCGAGCGACGUGGACGGUGGCGAUGCUCGCGGGACGGACGUGCUGCUCGUCGGCCAGAACGGCCGCGGCCACGCCGUGGAGGAGCGAUACAGCAGCAGCAUCAUUCCCACCACGGCCCUCUUCACGGAGGACCCGGUGGCGCGCGCGGUGCAACAAGACGAGGAGGACGACUUCUCCGAAGAGGAUGACGAGCGUGGCUUGUUCCGCCGCAGCAUUCAACGCCACGUCGAGACCGCCCUCCUGCACCCCGGCCGCAUUGAGGCGAGCAGCUACGACAUGUCUACGGUCUGCCUGACCAGCGGUUUCGGUUACCCCGAGAUGUGCGAGAUCGUGACGGAGCUGCUGAUGGAGCACCUUCUUGCGGAGCGGAAGGACGAGUCUGGUGCGGUCAUCGUGGCCUCGCCGGCAGACCUGGUGGACGCCGCACACGAGUUGUUCCAAAUGUGGUGUCGUCCCUUCUACAACAACUUCCUCUCUCGCAACAACCAGCAGAACGUGGAGGCCAUGGUGGCCACGCUGGAGGGCCUCUGCGGCUCCAUCGGCAGCGAAACCUGCCCUUUGCAUUCCUACGGCCCGCAGCUGGUGGAGAUGCUUUACUACGGCUGCGAUGACACCCUCUACGACGAGCGCGGCUACUGCAUCGUCAGUGAGGAAGGCCUCUUCGCCUUUGACGUGCAGAUGGAGCACCGCCGUGAGGUGCUGCAGCGCUACACCACCUUCAAGGGCAAGAAGCACGACAGCAGCUCCAGCUCCAGCUCGAGCACGUCGUCAGAUAGCGACGACAGCGGUGACAGCGAUGACGACGAGUCCCGCGAUUUGUACGAGGAAGGCAAGGUGUUGGUGGCCGUCAGCUGCCACGAUUUUAUCGAGGGAGUGCGGGCGUUCAUCCAGGGCCAGGACGGUGGUUGA
Molecule: messenger RNA, 2696 nt
Organism: Leptomonas pyrrhocoris
Lineage: Eukaryota; Euglenozoa; Kinetoplastea; Trypanosomatida; Trypanosomatidae
Product: putative guanine-nucleotide-exchange-factor putativetranslation initiation factor EIF-2B subunit
Exons: 1
Coding region: 159-2696 (845 amino acids)
Cellular component (GO): eukaryotic translation initiation factor 2B complex
Molecular function (GO): guanyl-nucleotide exchange factor activity; translation initiation factor activity; translation initiation factor binding
Source: RefSeq, a predicted model, not a curated record